Myxocyprinus asiaticus (Chinese sucker) is the source of this 1669-nucleotide messenger RNA. It is a transcript of the gene rsrc2, whose product is annotated as arginine/serine-rich coiled-coil 2. The transcript has 10 exons. The coding region runs from base 120 to 1376 and encodes 418 amino acids. NCBI's taxonomy places the organism in Eukaryota, Metazoa, Chordata, Actinopteri, Cypriniformes, Catostomidae. The record is from RefSeq and is a predicted model, not a curated record.
AAGAAACAUCCGGGUAUUGUUGUUCAACAGCAAAAGAAACGGAUGAGAGAAGGAGGUUUACGAAUUUGGUGACUAACAACAGCGAUUUAAUCGGAUAGAUAAUUCAUUUAUUGGAUGACAUGGCGGCAAAUGAUGCCGAAUUCAACGACUGUCUGUCUGGAAAAUUGCAGACAGACCAGGAUCAUCGAAGAGUCGGGCUGGAAAUGACUAAAAAAUCUAAGCGCUCGAAGCAUUCACGCUCCAGAUCACGCUCAGUGGACCGAAAACGAAAGUCAGGAGACAAGAGGCACAGACGAAGCCGGAGCAGAAGCAAAGAGGCACGGAAGAAGGACUCAGAAAAAGCUCUGAAAUGUCGAAGUGGAUUGGAGGAGCAGCAGGAGUUGUCAGAUAAGGGCCGUGAUAGGCUGUCUGAAGACAUGGAGGAGCGACACCGCCGCAAAGACAGGAAGUCCUCCAGGACAAGAAGCAUGUCAAGAUCACGCUCAAGGGAAAGACGACAUCAUAGUCGAAACCGGGACAAAAGAAGAUCUCGCUCACGCAGCGGUGACAGGAGAUCUAGGAGUCGCGAAAAGAAGAGACGGGCCAGAUCUCGAUCAAACUCUAAAAGCAAACACAGACAUCGCAGCAGGAGCCGCAGUAAGAGCAGGGAGAAGAAGAAGAGGAUGGACAAAGUGAGGAGGAAGAGUCGAAGUGGGUCAGUUAGCCCUGUGACCUUCAGGGGCAGAAACACAGCCAUGGAUGCUCAGGAAGCUUUGGCCAGAAGGUUGGAGAGAGCAAAGAAGCUUCAAGAACAGAAGGAAAAAGACAUGCUGGAAAAACAGCAACAAGAGAGAGCAGUAGCAGCAGCUCCACUGUUGUGUGAUACGGUCAGCGCCGCAGCCAGUCCAGCCCUGAACGUCGCUGCGCUGCUUGCCUCUGGCACACAGGUCACACCGCAGAUAGCUAUGGCUGCUCAGAUGGCAGCACUUCAGGCCAAAACGCUGGCAGAGACUGGCAUUGCUGUGCCAAGCUACUACAAUCCCUCAGCGGUCAACCCAAUGAAGUUUGCUGAACAGGAGAAGAAAAGGAAAAUGUUGUGGCAGGGGAAGAAAGAGGGGGACAAGUCGCAGACAGCUGAGCUUUGGGAGAAGCUCAAUUUUGGCAAUAAGGACCAAAAUGUAAAAUUUCGCAAACUGAUGGGCAUUAAAGGUGAAGAUGAAGGUAGUUCAUCAGGAGCAACUGAUGAAGAAGGUCUUAAGACCCUGCAACAGCAGGAGGAGAUGUUCCGCAACCUGGACGUGCAGUAUGAGAUGGCACGCUCGCAGACACACACCCAGAGGGGGAUGGGCCUUGGCUUUUCCUCCUCUUUCUCCUCAAGUGGCAUGGAUGCCGUCUGAACAUUCUGUGUUGUGUAAAUUCUCAUUGGUUUUACAGCCCUAUAGCUGCUUUGUAUGUGUUUGUAGAAAAUGCUGUCGCAUUAGCUUGCAUGGAUAUUGGUUUCAUCAGAUGUCAUUUAUUUAGCGUCCAGGUUCAUCUUGGAAGAAUGCACAUGUAAAUACAGUUGAUCGCUUAAACGUGUUUUGUCACUUGGUCUCUGAAAACUGUGUUUGAUUUUGCCAAGCUUUCAUUGGGAUUUAUGGUUGGGAAUGUGAUUGUAUUUUGUAUUAAAACUGUCUGUUGACAGAUUCUU